Cynara cardunculus var. scolymus (artichoke) is the source of this 2516-nucleotide messenger RNA. RefSeq names its product ethylene response sensor 1-like. Gene Ontology annotation, cellular component: endoplasmic reticulum. The transcript has 5 exons. NCBI's taxonomy places the organism in Eukaryota, Viridiplantae, Streptophyta, Magnoliopsida, Asterales, Asteraceae. The coding region runs from base 427 to 2373 and encodes 648 amino acids. Gene Ontology annotation, molecular function: ethylene binding; protein binding; ethylene receptor activity. Gene Ontology annotation, biological process: signal transduction; phosphorylation. The record is from RefSeq and is a predicted model, not a curated record.
AGUUUCAAAAAGUAAUUAGUUAUURAGAUGCAUGCACCUGCUGCAGCUUUCCAUUUCCAAAUCUGUGAACAGGUAGGUACCUCUCUUUUCUCCUUCAUUACUCCCAUUCUUACUUGGUUUGAAAAUAGAACCACUAAUUAUAACCAAAUCCGUUUCAUUCAACAUGCAUCCUGUCCUGCUCUCUCUUUUUUUUUACUUUGAAAAAUAAAACCCGUGUGGUGUGGUGUGGUGUGGUGUGGGACUUUUCUUUUCCGUGAAUUCCAGCCCUUGGAGAAAGUUUCCCUCAAAUCAUCAUCUUAAUAUGCACCAACUGCAUCUUCAAGGUUAGCAACUUCACCGUUUCUCUUCCAUUUUUUGCUAUGAUGAUAGGCUUMUUGAAUUACUCAUUUCUUUUUUUAACUUAAAAAGCCUCUACUUUUUGUAUAUAUGCUUCGGAUUAAUCUGCCUUGCAGCUCAUAUAUUGAAGCUGUAGUAACAAGAAAGAGGAUGGAUUCCUGUGAUUGCUUCGAAACCCAUUGGCCUGCUGAUGAGCUUUUGGUCAARUACCAGUACAUAUCCGAUUUCUUUAUUGCCUUUGCCUACUUCUCCAUUCCAUUGGAACUUAUCUACUUUGUCCACAAGUCUGCAUUCUUCCCCUAUAGAUGGGUCAUUAUGCAGUUUGGUGCUUUUAUCCUUCUCUGUGGAGCAACCCACUUUAUAARUCUCUGGACUUUUUCUUCCCACUCUAAAACUGUUGCUGUCAUUAUGACUGUUGCAAAGUUGUCCACRGCUUUUGUUUCGUGUGUCACAGCUUUGAUGCUUGUUCACAUUAUACCUGACCUACUCGGUGUGAAAACAAGAGAAAUAUUUUUGAGGAAAAGAGUGCAAGAUCUUGACAGGGAAAUGGGUUUGAUCAUUAAACAGGAAGAAACCGCAAGGCAUGUUAGAACGCUGACACAUGAAAUCAGAAGCACCCUAGAAAGACRCACCAUAUUGAAAACCACUCUGAUUGAGCUGGGUAGGACCUUGGAUCUUGAGGAAUGCGCACUGUGGAUGCCAUCAACAAGCGGUAUGGUUCUUCAGCUCUCUCACUCUUURCACAAUCUAAUACCUUUUGGCUCCACAGUUCCCAUGAAUCUAGCUGAAAUCAUGCAAGUCUUCAAUAGAGCUGAAGCAGUGAGAAUUGAAGCUACAUGUCCAUUGGCAAGGAUUAGACCUCCCGCGGGAGCAURCAUGCCACCUGAAGUUGUUGCUGUCCGUGUACCUCUCUUGCAUCUUUCARACUUUCAAAUUGACGAUUGGCCUGCAAAAAGUUAUGCCAUAAUGGUUUUGAUUCUUCCACUUAAUGGUGUAAGAAAGUGGCGUGAUCACGAAUUGGAACUCGUAGAAGUUGUUGCUGACCAGGUUGCUGUGGCCCUUUCUCAUGCUGCAAUUCUAGAAGAGUCUAUGAGAGCUCAUGAGCAGCUGAUGGAGCAGAAUGUUGCUUURGAUUUGGCUCGACAAGAGGCAGAGAUGGCUAUCCAUGCUCGUAAUGAUUUUCUUGCCGUGAUGAAUCAUGAGAUGGGAACACCUAUGCAUGCAGUUAUUGCAUUGUCUUCACUUGUUUUGGAAACUCAACUUACUCCAGAUCAGAGGGGCAUGAUGGAGACCAUUCUUAAGAGUAGCAACCUUCUGGCAACACUCAUAAAUGAUGUUCUUGACCUUUCUAGGCUACAAGAUGGUACCCUACCAUUGGAAAAUCAAGUCUUCAACCUCCAUGGCUUGUUCAGUGAGGUGAUCAGAUUGAUACAUCCAGUCGCAUGCGUUAAAAACAUAUCUAUGACCUUGAAUUGUGAUCUGAAUCUACCUGCUUAUGGUAUUGGUGAUGAAAAGCGCCUCAUGCAAACCAUCUUGAACGUUGCUGGUAACGCAAUUAAAUUCACCAAGGAAGGCUAUGUUUCAGUWCAAGCCUCCAUUUUGAGUUCAGAGUAUGCAAGAGAGUGGGAAACUCCUGAAUUCUGCCCCACGUUAAGCAAUGGUCUCUUUUACCUACUUGUGCAGGUUAAGGAUUCUGGCAGUGGCAUUACUCAGCAAGACAUUCCACACCUGUUUACCAAAUUUUCAGAGUCUUGCAGUGCAUCUAUUAGUAGCGAUGGUGCAGGCCUUGGACUUGCCAUAAGCAAAAGGUUUGUGAAUUUGAUGGGAGGCCAUAUUUGGAUUGAAAGUGAAGGGUUGGGCAAGGGCACAACGGUCACACUUGUUGUGAGGCUAGGUCAAUGCAAUGAUCCAAGCAUGCAAGUCCAACAACUAGGAGUAAGAACCCACCAAAGAAGUUGUGGUGGUGGGGAUCUCAACAGAAAUUUAUCAAGCGAGGAUUACAAAGCAACCRCCUCCUUCCCGGCUUACCAAAGAUGACUCUAGCAUUGAACACAAGGCCAAAUUAGGCCUUAGACACUUUACAAGCAUAUUAUUAGGACUUGACUUCCAUUUGGAAAAACAGGACACAUUUGUCAAAACCUUUUGUCCAAAUAUGUAAUGUAAAGCAUCAAAUUCAUUUG